Molecule: messenger RNA, 1477 nt
Organism: Tympanuchus pallidicinctus (lesser prairie-chicken)
Lineage: Eukaryota; Metazoa; Chordata; Aves; Galliformes; Phasianidae
Gene: MRPL37
Product: mitochondrial ribosomal protein L37
Exons: 7
Coding region: 24-1331 (435 amino acids)
Biological process (GO): translation
Cellular component (GO): mitochondrion; ribosome
Molecular function (GO): structural constituent of ribosome
Source: RefSeq, a predicted model, not a curated record
CCGUCCCGCCGGCCCGCGGCAAGAUGGCGGCGGUGGGAGCCGUGGCAGCGAGGCCUGCGGUGCUGAGGCGGGCGGCGGCCCACAGCCGCGGCAUCCUCACCCGCCCUGGGCCGCCCCGUCCUCGCGGCCCGCUGCCCCGCACGCCCUGGACCACCCGCGGGCCGCCGCCGGACCAGCUGGCCCAGGUGGUGGAGCGGCGGCCGGUGCGCGAGCAGGUGGAGCUGGACAGCAUCACGUACGCGGGCCGGCAGUACUUCGUGCCCGGCCUGGCCCGGCCGCGCUUCCCGCCCUGGGACCGCGGCUGGAGGGACCCGUGGCACAGCCCAGGGCCGCGCUACGAGGACAUGCCGCUGCGCAAGGAGCGCGGCUGCUUCAUCUGCCACCAGCGGGUCCGCAUGCUGGAAGGGGUUCGGCAGGCGCAGUGGCUCACCAAGACAAAGCUGGUGCAAGGCUUGCCUGCAGCGGUGCUCAGCAUCGCCGAGAACCCAGCAUACCAGCUCCAGGAGCAGGAAGAGGCCGUGCACCGUGCAAUUGCACAUGCACGGCUCUGGGAGACCACAGAAGUUGCUCCCAGAAGAGAAAAAUAUUGCCCUGUAUUGUUUGAAGACUUGAUACACUUAUGCCGGUCAAUGUCAAUGAAGUAUCCUUCCCUGGCUAGAAGAAUGCUGGCUCGAAACUACCGGAUUGCAGCUACGUGGGAAAGAGAAUCCACUCUCCUUCAGAUCCGUGGCCUGAAUGGAAUACUUAUGAACUCUAUGACCCCAAUACCGCCGAUAGCCUCCAAGGAAGAGAUACUGGCCACAAAAGACCAUGUUCUGGAGACCUUCUAUCCCAUCUCUCCUACAAUUGACCUUCAGGAGGUGAAUGUAUACCAAGAGCUCAAUGACACAGGUUUCAAAGAUGGUUAUCCGUACUCUCAUCCUCACACUCUGUAUUUCCUGGAAUCGGCCAACAAUCGUCCUAACAGGUUCAGACCAGAACAGCUCCGUGCUAAAAUGCUGAUGUUUGCUUUUGGCAACGCACUGGCAAAGGCGAAGGUGCUGUAUGGGAAUGAUCCCCAGGUUUUGGAGCAGCCAAUAGUGGUGCAGAGCGUUGGCACAGAUGGCCAGCUCUUCCAGUUCUUGGUGUUCCAAUUAAAUACAACAGACCUCGUGUCUAACGAUGGCAUAAAGAAUCUAGUCUGGAUUGACUCCGAUCAGAAUCUAUAUGAAAGUGCCCAGUGUGUUCCAGAAGUCAAGAAGAGAGUCGUUAUAAAGCCCACUGGAAUAUAUGGCUUACAGCCAGAAACAUUCAAGAAGUUUCUGGCGCUGUAUCUGCAUGGAACUGUGUGAAAUUCAGCUCAAAUGAAAAUCCUUCACCAACUGUACCUGCUGCUUCUCUUUGCCAGAACCAUCGCGUAGUGAAAGAAAGGUGGACUGAUGUACUUUCAGAAAUAAAUUAUAUUGCUGCAGAAAGUAAAAUUUUUUUUAAAACCAAA